AUGGCAUUUAUAAUAUAUUUGCUUCAGCUGGUGUUUUAUGUGAAUAUGCUGUAUGUAAAUUGUGUUUGUAUAUUAAAAGCCUGUUUAAAAAAAAUCAACGAUGAUCUGAAUUAUAUGCAAAGACUCAUGACAAAUGACAUGAAACCAUCCGUUUCUAGUUUAAUUUGCUCAACACGGAAAAAUCAAAUUUUUUUGAUACAACUUAAAACUUUGAUGAAACAGCAUUUAAUAAUUAACGAAACUGUGCAAUGGCUAAACAUAAUCUUCAGCGCGCAACUUCUUGCAACUGUAAUCGUGACCUUUGCUCAAAUUACUUGUGAACUGUAUUAUUUUAACGUGCGCUGGCAAGGCGAGGUAAUCAUUACUCUUGAUCGAAAUUUUCUUGAUGCGUUUUUAACAACCAUGGUGCAUUACUGUAUGAAAGUAAUUCUAAUUGUAUGGGCCUGCGAGACUGGCAAAAAUCAAGCCCAAGAGAUUGGUACUACCAUUUACGACGUACUUAAUAGCACAAGAGAUAUGCAAAUCAAAAGCGAGUUGCAACUAUUCUGUUUGCAAAUACUGCAUUGCAAAAAUACAUUUUCGACAAAAGGUCUCGCUAUGGAUGCGACGCUUCUCGCAGCAAUGGUGGGUGGCAUCACAACAUAUACGUUAAUUAUGAUACAAUUCCUGAUCACGGCACAUUCUUGUGAUGAAACAUUUGGAAUUAGUAUUACAAAUAAUUCAAGACGUAACUAG
Molecule: messenger RNA, 735 nt
Organism: Cyphomyrmex costatus
Lineage: Eukaryota; Metazoa; Arthropoda; Insecta; Hymenoptera; Formicidae
Exons: 5
Coding region: 1-735 (244 amino acids)
Biological process (GO): chemosensory behavior; sensory perception of taste; male courtship behavior
Cellular component (GO): membrane; axon; dendrite
Source: RefSeq, a predicted model, not a curated record